AUGGCGGAGACCCUUCCCUCCAUACAUAAUAUGCAUGCGGCCCAUCUCUCGAGCGACUCGAGGCAACGAAUUGAGCUUGCCCGCAAGCUCAAAGAUGCAGGACCGCUUGCCGACGAGCACUCCAAGAUUCUAGCGUCGCAAAUAGGAGGCGAUCGAAGAUCAGCGGCCAUGCUCUUUUGGAUGGGGGAGGCAGGAGCUCAGGCUCUGGCCGCGCAGUUGGGAGAGGACCGCGACAACCUCACUCAUCGCAUGGCCAUGACGUCGCUCUUGGCUUCUGGGCCGACCGGCGUCCAAGCCCUGCAUGCAGCCCUGGGAGGUUCCGACCCUCUGUGCCGACAGAAUGCGGCAGAAGCUUUGGCCAUGGCAGGCGAUUCCGGGAGUGAUGCCCUCGUGGACAGGUUGAAAGAUCCCUGUGACGAUGUUCGGCUCUCGGCAGCUUGGGGAUUGUCCAGGAUGCCAAAGCUCUCCCGCGCCGCGGCCCUGUCCUUGGCACGGGGCCUGGAGGACCCGGCUGUGCGCAGCUUCGCUGUCGAGGCAUUGAGCUUGAGGGGCGACCUGGGCGCCUCUGCGCUGGCGACGCAGCUGGCCUCAGAGCAGCAGGCCCAGCAGGUGGCCGCUUCUGGCCUUCAGAAGCUCGGCGAGGCUGGGGCACGUGCCGCGGCUGAGAUGCUGCGUCACGAGAGCCCCGCCGGCCGACGUCGAGCUGCGGAGCUGCUUGCUUCGAUGGGCCAAGCAGCCUCCAGUGCCCUGGCACCCUCCCUUCGCGACAAAGACGGCGACCUCCGUCGCCGAGCCGCCGAGGUUUUAGGGCGCUUGGGCUCCGCGGCCGCAGGCGAGGUGAAGGCCUUGUCACGGCUUCUGGAGGAUCCAAACCCUUAUGCACGGAUCAGCGCUGCACGUUCUCUUCGAGCUGAAGGCCUGAAAGAGGCCGCCAGUGCGGCGGGAGUGCCCGAAGAACGAAUUACGGCUGCCCUCAACAGCAGACAGGUCCCUCGCAGAGCUAGAAGACCUCGCUUUGCCUUGUCACAAGCUUGA
This is a messenger RNA of Symbiodinium sp. CCMP2456, 1035 nucleotides long. The record is from the annotation of a GenBank genome assembly. Lineage: Eukaryota; Dinophyceae; Suessiales; Symbiodiniaceae.